AUGUUAUUCAGGAAUACAUACAUAACCAUUACAGCUGUAAAACAAAACAAAAUUCAGAAAGGUAGUUCCCAAGAGAAGCCAGGGAGGCAGUUAUGUUCAGAAAUGGGCACACGGGCACUUCCUAAGGGGCUGGUAAUAGCCUGUUUCUUAAGCUGGGUUGGUAGACAUAUGAGUGGCCGAUUUUUUAAUUUUUGUAAACAAAACCCUUUCAUUUUAUACAGGCACACCUCAGAGACAAAUGCUUUGGAGUUUUUAACUGAUUUUAAGAAAAACCCCAAAAAAUUUGACACUGUUUGCAAGUUUGGUUCCAGACCAGUGCUCAGUCGCUUUAGUCGUGUCCUGACUCUUUGUGACCCCAUGGACUGCAGUCCACUAGGCUCAGGUCCAUGGGGUUCUCCAGGCAAGAAUACUGGACUGGGUUGCCAUGCUCUCCUCCAGGGGAUCUGCCUGACCCAGAAUCGGGCCUGUGUCUCCUGCAUCUCCUCCACAUUACAGGCUGAAUCUUUAACUCCUGACCAGUGCAAUAAAGCAAAUAUCAAAAUAAAAUGA
Rangifer tarandus platyrhynchus (Svalbard reindeer) is the source of this 549-nucleotide messenger RNA. The record is from the annotation of a GenBank genome assembly. Lineage: Eukaryota; Metazoa; Chordata; Mammalia; Artiodactyla; Cervidae.